Messenger RNA from Paramecium tetraurelia, 2912 nucleotides. RefSeq lists its product as uncharacterized. NCBI's taxonomy places the organism in Eukaryota, Ciliophora, Oligohymenophorea, Peniculida, Parameciidae. The record is from RefSeq and is a predicted model, not a curated record. The transcript is spliced from 5 exons. The annotation marks the transcript as partial.
GAUGUGUAGGACAUUCGUUUGGGAUUAACUCUCAACCUUAUAUUCCAAUUGUAGAACUUAGACCAUCUAACAAAUUGUACUUCCCUCCUUGCACAAUAGAGGAAUCUGUCUAUCAAACAGUUGAAUUCAUUAAUAAGUCAGACACUCCAAUCUAUUUUAAUUUUAGCCCGGAUCCAACAAGAACCUUCAGAGUAUAUCCAAAUCAAGGAUUAAUCUUUGGUAAGUCAUCAUAGAUGAUUAUUGUCGAAUUUGUGCCAGUUGAAAAUAAGGCCUAUAACCAAACUCUGGUUUGUCAUAUGAAUCAUUAAUCUUCCAAUUAAAUAACUUUGUAAGCUAUAGGAUACUGUUCUACUCCUUCAUUGAAAUUGUAAAAUGAUGGAAAAUUUACUCUAGAUAAAAGAUCACUGUUGCAUAAUGAAUCAAGAGUGCCUAUGAGUUACUCAAUCGAUGUCCCUGAGAAAUACUAAAAUGAAUUAUACAUAGAACCUCCAUCUGGCUAAAUUAAACCCAAUGAAGUACUUCAUCUAGACUGCCAAUUUAUUCCUUACAAAAAGAAGAAAGAAUAUAGAAUCAAAGUACCUAUGACUGCUACUGAAAUUCUUGCAGACAACUAAAAUCUUAUUGGGUAUCAUAUUCCAGGAUCAGGAAAUCAAGACUUUCCACUUGAACAAAGAAAACCAAUUGAAUUGUCUUAUCAAUUCGAAAUAUUUGGCUAAGGCACAGAUGGAGAGUUAGAACUUAAUGUUAAACAAAUCGACUUCAAUAUUAUCAAAGUUAACUUCAAUACUAAAAAAUAUGCCACUUUAAUUAAUAAUUCAAAUUGCACAUUUUAUAUUGAAUUAGUUCUUAGACCAAAAAGCAAGGAUAAGGAUAAAAUCGAUCAUUAAAUGGUUAGUCUUAUUAACAGAUCCUUCACUCUGGAUUUACAGAAUGGAAUUAUUGCUGCCAAUUCCAAAUUAGACAUUGGAAUUAUGUUUAAUCCAAUAGAAGUCUGUGAAUUUGAUCUAGUUUUGGAUGUUAUUGCAACAGAGAAGAAUCCAAAAGCACCUCUAAAGAAAAUUGUAUCUUAGAAGUGCAAACUAGAGAUCAAGGCUAAAGGAAGUUAUCCUUUGCUAAAAAUCGCUGAUGUGAGAAAUGAUUCAAUUAGUGUUGCCACACUAUGGGAAAACUUCUAAAUCAAUCAAAUUAAUACAGAAUUAGGAAAGGAUUUAAAUGAGGAUGAAUAGAAAUUUUUGAAAAUUGAAUAAUUGACAUUUGACCAAGCUUAAUAGUUAUAAAAGAGAUUGAGAAGUUAUGAUUGGAAUUUUGGAUACUUACCAUCCAAACCAUAAGUAAAAUCAAGGAAAAUAGUCAUAACAAUUUAGAAUAUUGGAGGUACUGAUUUAGAGUGGCAAUUUAAAUUACCAUCUGAUCAUCAAAUAGAAUUAGAACCUUGGGCUGAUCCUGGAGAACCUACUGAAGAGGAUACAUUUGAAAAAGCCAUUUUAGAAAAGAACAUAUUUUAAAUUAGACCCAAAGGUGGUGUUAUAGCUCCCAAAUGUUUCAAAGAUAUAGAGCUAAUCUACACUCCUUGCAAUUUAGAUGAGCAACUCAAAUCUAAGGGAAUCUCGAAUGAGAGUCAUUUUCUAAGGGUUGUCUUAUAAAUUUUGAAUGGAAAACCAUUAGUUUUUAAAUUUGAAAGGAACAACACUUGCUCCAUUAGAAGAAAAACUCAUUUGAGUUGCCUGAAACUCCAGUUGGAUUAUUGUAACCUGUUAAAAUAUCCAAUAGAAAUAUAAAAUGUCGGAAGUUCGAAAGUGUCUUAUAAAACACUUGUGUAGGAAAUGGAUAUCGAUGGAGAGAUCAUUGAUUCUUAAUUUAAUGUAUUUGAUAUUCAGAAUCCUUAAGGAUCCCUCUUGCCUAAUGAGAAAUAAUAUUUAUAUUGCCUUUUCAAACCUUUAGAAUAGAAAACAUACUAUUUUGAAUUACUGGUUGAGGUUUCAGAUAUGGUCAAAGUUAUUCAACCAGUGAAGCUAGCCAUUCAAGGAAGAGGAUAUGCAAAUCAACCUAAAAAUUAAAUUUAAAAAUCAGCUAUAGAAAUUCCAAGAUAAAGAUCACAUCAAUCUCCUAUAGGCUCAAAAGUGUUCUUUUCUUUGGAAGAAAUAGAUUUUGGAGAAUUACUGCCUUUAAAAUCUGCACAUAGAAUGAUCAUUUUGUACAAUCAAUCAGCAGAUAGAAAAUUUACAUUUGAUUUUGGUGUCUCAUAAUUCACUCUUUCAAAUAAUAGACCAGGACUAUGCUGUGGAGAUGAAUUUUUGAUUGAACCUAUAUAGGGAGAACUCGAACCUUAGUCAUUUAUAGAAUUGAAAUUAACAUUGACUGCAGCCUCAACUCCUUCUGUAUAUGAGGGAGAAUGUGAAUGCACAAUAAGUUGGGAAAAUAAAAAUUAACAAGUGAAUACUUCUUAGAUAAGUUAAAAUUCGCAAGCGAUAACAGUGGAUAAAGAAACCUUGUUUUUAAGAAUAAAAAAGAAAUCAAGUUUAAAUGUAGAAUUAGUGAACUCAUUUAAAUAACCUCCUCCUCCUAUUCAUAAUGCUAUGGCCCACCCUUUCUAAUAACUACUAGGCUAGAUUAUUACAGAGUUCUUGACUGACUCUCAUACUGACUAGAUUCUUAGAGCUUUAGAUCAAUAACCAAUAACCCUGUAUUAACCUGAAUAACAACCUAAGGAAGGAGAGGAUGUUUAAGUUGAAGAUUUGACAAUACCAAGAGACUACAAAGAUUAUAAGACAAUGUUUCUAGAGGAUGAAUUCAUCGAAUUAACUGAUUUAAUAAUGGAAAAUACAUUCUUUAAUAUAAUCUAAGAAACCACGAGAAGAGAGUGUGACUUAUUGCGUAUUUCAAAGACUUUUGUUACACCUGCAAAUAAGUGA